UUUGGCGACAACAUGGAGUCGCACUUUGUCGUGCCCCGCCGGCUGCGCGACAAGCCGUACGAGCUCAUCGAGGCGGCCAACGACUGGCACUAUGCGAUGAUGAACGACCUGCCGCGCAACGAGUUUUACCGCUCCGCGCUGCGGCAGCUCAUCACGCCCGAGUCGUUUGUCCUCGAGAUUGGCGCCGGCUCCGGGCUGCUCUCCAUCAUCGCCGCCUCUCUGGGCGCGCGGCGCGUGGUCGCCAUUGAGGCUAACAUGCACCUCGCCAACGUGGCGCGGCAGAUCAUCCACGCCAACGGCUACGGCGACCGCAUCCACAUCAUCAACAAGAUGUCGACCGACGUGAGCCCCGAGGAGCUCGCGCAGUACGGCGGCAGGCCGACCCUGCUCCUCUCCGAGAUCCUCGGCACGCUGCUGCUCGGAGAGUCGGCGCUGCACUACGUCGCGGACGCGCGGAGGCGGCUCCUCGGCCCGGGCGGCGCGGUCGUGCCGCCUCGCGGCGCCCAGUUCGCCACGCUGGUCGAGUCGUUCGACAUCGCCUCCAUCACGUCGGUCAAAUUGCCCCCAGGCAUCUCGCUCGACUACUUCAACUCGCUGCAGGACACGACCUCGAUGGUCUUCACGAAGCAGUACGGCUUCCGCUUCUCCUCCGCCGCCUACACCGAGCUCGCGCCCCGCACGCCGGUGCUCGCGAUCGACUUCUCCGCAGACGAGGUUGGUGUGUGGGGCGGCGAGAGCCGGACGACCCUGCGGGCGACGCGCGCGGGGACGGUGCACGCGGUGAUGGCGUCGUGGGAGGUGUACGCGGGCGAGGCGGACGCGCUCUGCAUGGCGACGCACCCCGACGCGACGCUGGGCAACUUCCCGCGCGACAUGCAGUGGGGGCAGGGCCUGCAGCUCAUCGAG
Molecule: messenger RNA, 906 nt
Organism: Emiliania huxleyi CCMP1516
Lineage: Eukaryota; Haptophyta; Isochrysidales; Noelaerhabdaceae
Exons: 4
Biological process (GO): peptidyl-arginine methylation
Molecular function (GO): protein-arginine omega-N monomethyltransferase activity
Source: RefSeq, a predicted model, not a curated record